AUUACAACCUUUAGCAACACCAGCGUGAAACAAAGGGCACCCUUUAGUAUUGCGUUGCUAGGAUGACGCCCUCAACGCCCACGCGUGCUCCUGACUCGCCACGGUCAUCUCAGUCCCCUCCUCCAUCUGGGGUACAGGGAGACUUGGAGCUUGAAUUACUCGGGUUGGCCAAUGCUUUGUAUAACCUUGGAACGACCGUUAUCAAUGAUUCUACGAAAGAGAGAGAUAAAAUAGGAGGGGCAAAGCAAGUUGGGCUUCGGGUCAACGAAGUCAUUAGCCACCUUUCAACCAUUGAUGAUAUGGCACAACACAUCAAUACGAUGAUCCCGUUUCAAGUUCUGACUGAUAUAGAUAAUGCACGGAAUCCAAUGCAUCUCACAAAGGAAAGACUAGAAAGAGCGGCUACGGAAAAUCAAUUCAUGAAUGGUAAAAUCGCUGCGAUUGACUCAUAUCGCAAGGCUCUGGACGAGGCUUUGGCGCAGAGCUUCCCUGAAGUACAAGAGCACCUCCAGUCAAGGCAACUACCAUCUGCCAACCUUGCAGCACAACCAGGAACUUCAUCUCUCGAUGGCUCCUCUUUGGAAGCAGUCCAUCGCGACAGCUAAUCAUAUCAGCCUAAUAACCAGCGCUCAAACUGGUUGACAAGGGGAUUUUUCGCGAACGUUUGAUAUAGUCAGCAUCAGGUCUGCGGCCACCUAAAUGGAGAUAUACGUCGUAUCCACAUCGAUUCAGCUGAAAUACGACUGUUAUUUGGCUCGCAAUUGGCAUAUGCUCGCGUUCACCUAUGUCGAUGGCGGUGAUUGAUCCCAAGUCGAAGAAGCUUAACAUGGCGGCGGUUGGUUCGCAGGUGAGGGAGCGUUGUAUAUUGACGGAGAUUAUCAGAUAUGUAAGUGCAUUGUCGGAAACACUGGUUUGUGGAUGUGAGCGCCAGGGAGCCCUUCGUGAGACUUGCGGCGUGUAAUAGUCAUAAUUUAUAUUGCACCUCUCCGUGUUUUUACCAUAUCUCUUGUAAUUGCAUCUUUUCGAUCCGAACAAGUGUCCGCCCCAAUGAUAGAUGAU
Messenger RNA from Serpula lacrymans var. lacrymans S7.9, 1059 nucleotides. RefSeq lists its product as uncharacterized. Gene Ontology annotation, biological process: regulation of transcription by RNA polymerase II. NCBI's taxonomy places the organism in Eukaryota, Fungi, Basidiomycota, Agaricomycetes, Boletales, Serpulaceae. The record is from RefSeq and is a predicted model, not a curated record. Bases 63 to 605 code for a protein of 180 amino acids. The transcript is spliced from 4 exons. Gene Ontology annotation, molecular function: transcription coregulator activity. Gene Ontology annotation, cellular component: mediator complex.